AUGCUGGGAGCGAUGAAGGCUGCGAUGCCGCUGGUGGGAAACCAAGGCAUUGUCUCGGCCACUGAGGUCCUCCUCGUGGCUGCGGUCUUCUGCCUGGUCUUCCUGCUCAUCCAGUCCCUCCGGCAGCAUGUGCCCAAGGGGCUGAAGAACCCCCCGGGACCCAGAGGCUACCCCAUCCUCGGCAACGUGCUGGAGCUGAGGAAGGACCCGCACCUGGUCCUCACCAGGCUGAGCCAGAAGUAUGGGGACGUGAUGGAGGUCAAGGUCGGCACCUGGCCCGUCCUGGUGCUGAGCGGGUUGCACACCAUCAAGCAAGCCCUGGUGAAGCAAGGAGAAGACUUCAUGGGCCGCCCUGACCUCCACAGUUUCAAAUACAUUUCAAGUGGGCAGAGCCUGGCCUUCAACCCCGACUCAGGGGAGGCGUGGAAAGCCCGCAGAAAGUUGGCCCAGAAUGCCCUGAAGACCUUCUCCCUCUCUUCUAGCCCCACCUCCUCUUCCACCUGCCUCCUGGAGGAGCACGUCUCCAAGGAGGCUGAGUACCUGAUCACCAAGUUCCUACAGCUGAUGAAAGAGGAGAAGAGAUUUGACCUUAACCAGUACUUGGUGGUCUCUGUGGCCAACGUCAUCUGUGCCAUCUGCUUUGGCAAGCGUUACGACCACAACGACCAAGAGCUGCUCAGUGUGGUGGGCCUCAACAAUGAAUUUGGGGAUGUGACUGGUUCUGGCAACCCCUCUGACUUCAUCCCCGUCCUCAGGUAUCUUCCCAGCCACACCAUGCAGCUCUUCAAGGACAUCAACAGGCGUUUCAACUCCUUAGUGGAAAACAUUGUCCAGGAGCAUUACAGCAGCUUUGAUAAGGAGCACAUCCGGGACAUCACGGACUCACUGAUUGAGCACUGCCAGGAGAAGAGUGCAGGGGAGGAUGCGCAUGUCCCGCUCUCCAAUGAGAUGAUCAUCGGCAUCGUCGGCGACCUCUUUGGGGCAGGCUUUGACACUGUGGCAACUGCCUUAUCCUGGAGCCUCAUGUAUGUUGCCUUGUACCCCGACAUCCAGAAGAGGAUCCAAGAAGAACUAGACCAGACCAUCGGCCGGGAGAGGAAACCGAGGCUGUCGGACCGAGGCACGCUGCCCUACACAGAAGCCUUUAUCCUGGAGAUGUUCAGGCAUUCCUCCUUCUUGCCUUUCACCAUCCCGCACAGUACGACAAAAGCGACGGCGUUGAACGGCUAUUACAUCCCCAAGGGUACCUGCGUCUUUGUCAACCAGUGGCAAGUGAACCACGAUGAGAAGCUUUGGAAGGACCCCUCAACCUUCAAUCCCGAGCGGUUCCUCAAUGCUGCGGGGACUGAAAUAAACAAGACAGAGAGCGACAAAGUGAUGAUUUUUGGCUUGGGGAAGAGGCGAUGCAUCGGGGAGUCCAUUGGCCGGUGGGAGGUCUUCCUCUUCUUGGCUACCAUGCUGCAGCAGCUGGAGUUCAGCCUUCGUCCCGGGGAGGAGGUGGACAUCACUCCUCAGUAUGGACUGACCAUGAAAUACAAGAAAUGCGAGUCCUUCCAGAUUAAGAAGCGUUUUCCCAUGAAAAGCUCUCCAUAA
Cariama cristata (Red-legged seriema) is the source of this 1593-nucleotide messenger RNA. Its product is annotated as cytochrome P450 1A4-like. NCBI's taxonomy places the organism in Eukaryota, Metazoa, Chordata, Aves, Cariamiformes, Cariamidae. Gene Ontology annotation, biological process: progesterone metabolic process; hormone biosynthetic process. The record is from RefSeq and is a predicted model, not a curated record. The coding region runs from base 1 to 1593 and encodes 530 amino acids. The transcript is spliced from 6 exons. Gene Ontology annotation, molecular function: oxidoreductase activity, acting on paired donors, with incorporation or reduction of molecular oxygen, reduced flavin or flavoprotein as one donor, and incorporation of one atom of oxygen; heme binding; steroid 17-alpha-monooxygenase activity.